AUGCCCCGCUUGAAUGACGAGGAUAUACGGAACUAUCUAGAAAAUUUAGACGAUUCUGAAGAUGUUCUCGACGGCUCUGAAUCGGAAAGUGACGAGGAAGACACCUAUUACCAAGCGGCUCGGGAUGUUUUUCGCGACCUGGAGGGUUCAGAUUGCGAAGAGCGUCACAUAGGUGAGAACAUUAAAAGUCCAUCUUCUAACCAGCUCGAUGAUGAUAUUUAUUAUGGAAACAGAUCAACAUUUACAAGAACCGACUUCAUCUUCACAUCGCCCUACAAGACCUAUAGUUUGGCGACAACGAAAUCUCAUUACUAG
Messenger RNA from Parnassius apollo (apollo), 315 nucleotides. Lineage: Eukaryota; Metazoa; Arthropoda; Insecta; Lepidoptera; Papilionidae. The record is from the annotation of a GenBank genome assembly.